GCCAACAAAAACUUCGUUAAACCCCAGCAGAGCGAGGGCGCGCGGCGGCGGAGCGGCGGGCGUAGGCGGCGGAGCUCGGCGUGAAUGUUGGGCUGCGCCACUAGCGGCGAGACUGCGGGGCGACGGCCGGCAGCUUGAGCGCAUGACUGAAUCAGCGGCCAAGCGGGGGACGCGCCGGCUCGGGCUGCGGUAAUUCCCCAAUCGCGCCUUGCUUCGGUGCCCGAGAUUGGGAGCCCCCCACGGGCCAGGCGCCGCAGGACCUCACCGGAGUGGGGGGGGGGGGCAUCAGCCAUUUCCCGCGGCGAUGGCGACGGAGCGACGAUGAGAGGUUGCCGUGCCGGCGGCGAGCUGCGACAGCAGGCUGUCUCCCUUCAAAUCCUCAACCUAUACACUGUUAAUAGAAGCUGCGCUAACUGGCUCGGGUAGAUUUCCCAAUAAAAGGAAAUUUUCAUGUAACUUGUCCUAUUAUUUCCUGGGUGGUCCUCACCGUUAACUUUUCAAGGAAGUUUGCUCCAUGAAGUACAAAAGUAGUGGACAUUCUUCCUUCUUCGGCUUAUGCUGUCAGUAUAAGGAGGGGAUUGGCGGCCCUCCUCUAUGCACCGAGCAGUGCUAAGUUUCAUGCGUCAAGCCCUUGUGAAAGAAGCUACCCUCCGGCAUUGCGACUUUACUCUGUGGCUUGUUGCUUGAAGAGCUUAGAUCAUCAAGAACCUGCUGGAAGCUUCUUUUGCAGCGAGUAUAAAAACCAGUGCCUUCCUCCCUUGAUCACACUAGCAGUUCGUACAUCAAACUGGAGCAAGGCCAGGAAAAUUACCUUCAGGGAGUGUGUGAAGUUAUAUGGGCUAUCCCGGUCAGUUGGGCUGUUUGCAUUGCUUAUGCAACCCUUCUUGCCGCGAAGAAUCAGAGAGAUCCGGUGCUUCAUGCGGAGCAUUGUUGAUUACUGUGGAAGUGCCGGCCCAGAGUUGUUUGAGUUGGCACCUAUGUUGGUCAGUAAUUUGGGUGGGUCAGUGACAUUACUACAAGUUCAUGCUACAGUCAUUCGGGUUUUUGUAGAGUUGUCAAUGUUUGAGGAUGCUCUUCUCACUUACAUUGAGGCCAAGAAGGUUGGAGUUGAGCUGCAGUUGUGCAACUUCCUGCUGAAGUGUUUAGUGGAGAGGAAUCAAAUCAUGUCUGCGAGGAGUUUGUUUGAUGACAUGAAUACUUCUGGUCCGUCACCAAAUGUGUACUCUUAUUCAGUUUUGAUGAGUGCUUAUACACAUGGAGAUAGGCUAUGCUUGGAGGAAGCUUUUGAGCUUCUAUGUGAAAUGGAAAUGAAAGGCGUGAAACCGAAUGCGGUAACCUAUGGCACUUACCUCUAUGGGCUUUGCCGUACCAGACAUGUGUCAUCUGCAUGGAACUUUCUUCAAAUGCUUUGUCAGAGAGGCUACCCUCGCAACAGUUAUUGUUACAAUGCUGUGAUUCAUGGUUUCUGUCAUGAGGAACAGGUUCAGAAAGCCAUGGAGGUGUUUGAUGGGAUGAAGAAGGGUGGGUUUAUCCCAGAUGCCCAUAGCUAUAGUAUAUUAGUUGAUGGGUUAUGUAAGCAAGGGGAUCUAUUGGCAGGCUAUGACGUGCUUGUCGAAAUGGUAAGAAAUGGGAUUGCUCCUACUCUGGUCAGUUAUACUUCACUUUUGCAUGGUCUUUGCAGAGCUGGAAAGGUUGAAUUGGCAUUUGACCUGUUUAGGAGGCUCAAAGAACAAGGUGUCAAGCAUGACCACAUAGUUUACAGCAUUUUUCUUGAUGGUUGUUGCCAACAUUUUGAUCUAGAGGUUGUGUAUGAUCUUUGGAAGAACAUGGUUCAUCAUAAUUUUAUUCCAGAUGCUUACAACUAUACUAGUCUGAUAUAUGCAUUCUGUAGACAUAGUUACCUCAAAGAAGCAUUGGGAGUAUUCGAACUCAUGUUUGAGAAGGGAAUAAGCCCGAACAUUGUGACAUGCACCAUUCUAGUUGACAGUUUCAGCAAAGAAGGGAUGAUCGAUGAAGCCCUCCUAUUCCUGGACAAAGUACGCCAGCUUGGAAUUGUUCCCAACCUUUGUAUGUACAGAGUUAUCAUAAAUGGUCUGUGCAAGGUCAACAAAUGCGAUGAUGUGUGGGCCUUUUUCGCAGACAUGAUAAAAAGAGGCUGCGUUCCAGAUACUUACAUUUAAUAUUAUUGAUGGCUGUGUGAAAGCACUGAAAUUUCAUGAGGCUUUCAGAUUGUUUCAUAAAAUGUUGGAUGAGGGUACAAAGCCUAAUAUAUUCACAUAUACUAGCCUAAUAAAUGGUCUUUGCCAUAAUGACAGACUUUCUGAAGCUGUGACAUUGUUUAAGCAUAUGAUUUGGGAAGGAUUGACACCAGACAGGAUUUUGUAUACAUCUCUUAUUGAUUGCUAUUGUAAGCGUUCAAACAUGAAGGCAGCUUUGGAAAUUUUUAGAGAGAUGGGGAAAGGGGGUUUAUCAGCAGAUGCUUUUGUCUAUACUUGUUUAAUUGGUGGGUUUAGUAAAGUGCUUGCGAUGGAUGGUGCGCGGUGGUUGAUGGAAGAAAUGAUAAAUAAGGGGCUUUCACCUACUGUAGUAACUUAUACAGAUAUCAUAGUUGGAUACUGCAAAACUGGAGAUGAGAAGAAAGCUCAUAUGAUGUAUAACAGUAUGCUCCAGGCAGGCAUUACACCGGAUGACAAGCUGAGUAGUAUAUUGGGAUUUGGCAAUGAUGGAGAUAGUUUUCAGGACUACCAGGAAGAGAAGGAUAUAUCAUAAGUUUUCAUAUUGAGCUCUAUGAACUUUGUGGAUAACUACUUUCAACAAUUCACUGGUGGUGGAAAGGGAGAGCAGUUGAAUAACUUGGUAUACAGUGAGCAGCUCUCAGCGCUUGUAGCGAGCUUGUACAAGUGAUACUAGAAUUGCGAUGUUUUUGUGUAUCAAAGUGGCCUAAAGACAUAAGCUCAUUCAGUCUAUCCACGUGUUCCUUCAGUUUUCUUAUUUGAUAGUCAACUGACAAGCAUUUUCGUUGAGCUGAAGGCAGAGAGCAGCCGUGAUUGAUGAGAUCUGGCAUACAGCAUGUCAUUACAGACCCAGGAUCAGAUCUAGACUGGUGUCCGUGUGUCAAGUGAACAGUGCUGUGCAGCAUCUAGGCAAUCUCAGAGAUGUAUAUGAUAACCUACAGUUCACCAGGGUUUCGUGUUACAUGGACUUCUGUGGAUGAACAUAUCAAAAACGAUCUUGAUCUUCAGAGUACCGCUCAAGAGGAAGAGGCUAUUAUACUUGUAGCAGAAAGCAUGAGAGAAGGCACUCGGCGUGCUCUGAAUAGAAUUGCGCAGUUGAGGCUGAGAAACUUGUUCAAUUUUUUGAACUAAAACCACGACAAGAAUUAUGGAACGUAGGGAGUACAUAACAAUUCAUGUCACAAGACACAAGUGAAUGCUGUCAGCUUUCCACAGUUGAACUAAGCCGCAUGAUUGGGGGAAUCAAAUUUGUAUUAACAGAUGUAAAUCUAAUAACAAGAGUGUUUGGUUGAUUGUUUCCAUUAAUUCUGUAAACAAUUGAGGGGUGGAAUCUUCCUUUCUAAAACUUUGAAUUUCAUGGGUACAUUUUAAUCAUUUUGUUUGUUACUCUUCAUGGCUACUAUUUAUUUCAAGAGCCAAAACAUCAUUAUUGCCACCUGUAUCUGACCAUUUGAAAAGAGAAUACUGUUCUUUUAUAUAGUGCAGCCUGGUACAUGAAUAUGACAUGCUAUUUCGCAAGAGAACGUGCACAUCAAUUACUGUUAGAUUUAGGUUUAACUUCAUUACCUAUCCUAAGCUAGUGCACCUAUAUGAAACUCUAGUGGAAGUGUUGGGUCAUUACCAUAGUUGAAAAGCAGAGUCCCAUGGUUGUGCGCCUCCCAGCAGCGAGGAGUUGGUCAACAGACAUGCAGGAUGCCUGCGGCACAACCUUGCGGUGGCCGGUGGUGGUGGAUGGUCUUCGCCUCUCUAAGCUAGGUAUAAUGUGUUUCUUUUGCACCGUGCCGAUGUACUCCUAUGUCAGUAUAAUAGGACUUAUGUUUCUUUUGGGCCUAUGUCCCGGUGAAUCUCCAUACAAGUAAUGCAUGAGUCAUCACCAAGAUCACUUGUGUCAUAAUUGGGAGAUAGGAAAACUCUUGGUUGGUCAAGGGAAUUUGAUGGUGAAUUUACUCCUACCCCCCUCCUAGAAUUAAGGUACCAUUGUCUGAAUGCUCAUCUUAGUUCAUAUUUGAAUUAUUUAGACAACAUGAUUUAUGUUACCUUUCUUUCAUGACAAAACCUUCUAGUUUAGCCACGUAAAACAUUCUUAAUGAAGUCAAAAUUAAAACAUGCCAUGAUGAUAACACAAACAUCAUCAAUUGCUUAGUCGAUACAAGAGAAGAGAUGUCAUUACGAUCAAUAUAUUCUUUCUUUAUUACACGCCUCGCUACAAGUAUUCGUUUGAACCUUUUGAGAUUUUCCUCAUGAGUCAUGUUUGAUUUUCCAAAGCCAUUUGCACCCUACCAUUUUAACUCGUUUAGAAAACUCUAUUAAGUUCCAUACAUCAGUAGAGCCCAUAGUCUUCAUUCUACAUGACAAAAGACCACUAACAUUUAAUGCAGAGGCUCAACACUAGGUGUUGUAUUGGGAUUUCAUAGUCCUCGUUCCACAUGAUGAAUAUGAAAAAAGAUUUCAUGGACAUUCAGUACGUAAGAUCGCUUCUCCUCAACAUUUGUGUUCCUAGGCUCCGGCUCCCAUGAGCACAUUAUUUUUGUAGAACAUAUAUCAUGCUCCAGAGUGUAAUGUCUUAACAAGUACAUAUUUUUAUUCUAAUCCGCAUUACUAUUGGAUAGAAAAUGGAGAAGAACUUAACAAAGCAUGGCACAUGAUUAUAACAUCAUUGAUCAGAAUUAUAAUCAUAAGCCACAUGGUACAUUAGUGCCAUGAUUGACAUAGAUUUGCAAAGUUGCCACUUUAGAACUAAUGUGUGCUUCAGAUGUCAUAAGGGAGCAAGUAUACAUAGUCAUUGGUUAAAACCAGAUCAGUCUCGGAAUCCCGGUUACCAGACAUUUCGACAAUGGUAAAACAAGAUCAGCAAAGCCACCCGGAUUUGCCGACAAAUCCCGAUAGGAGCUGCACAUUUCUCGUUCUCAGGGCACACCG
Molecule: messenger RNA, 5153 nt
Organism: Triticum aestivum (bread wheat)
Lineage: Eukaryota; Viridiplantae; Streptophyta; Magnoliopsida; Poales; Poaceae
Product: pentatricopeptide repeat-containing protein At1g63130, mitochondrial
Exons: 5
Coding region: 873-2180 (435 amino acids)
Molecular function (GO): protein binding
Source: RefSeq, a predicted model, not a curated record